AUGUCCUCUCUUCUCUCAGCAGCAGCAGCGCAGGUUGCUGGUCAGGUUAAAAUCCAUGCCAGAACUUCAGCAAGGGCAGCAGCGGUCCAGUGCCAUCAUUACUCGACUAGAUCCAAUAACUCUUCUACACCCGAGCUCAACAAAUUCAGUUCCAAGAUCACACAGCCAAAGUCGCAGGGAGCUUCCCAGGCCAUGUUGUAUGCUACAGGAUUGAAGGAGGCUGACAUGAGCAAAGCCCAGGUCGGCAUCUCCAGUGUUUGGUACGAAGGAAACCCCUGCAAUAUGCACUUGAACGAUCUAUCUGCGAAGGUCAAGGAGGGUGUCCAGAAGGCCGGACUUGUCGGCUACCGCUUCAACACCAUCGGUGUCAGCGACGGUAUCUCCAUGGGAACUUCCGGCAUGAGCUACUCUCUCCAGUCCCGCGACAUCAUCGCCGACUCCAUCGAGACCGUCAUGAGCGGACAGUGGUACGACGCCAACAUCUCCCUCCCCGGAUGCGACAAGAACAUGCCCGGAUGCUUGAUGGCCAUGGGUCGCGUCAACCGCCCUUCCCUCAUGGUCUACGGAGGCACCAUCAAGCCCGGCGCAUCCGCCUGCAGCCAGGGAACCCUCGACAUCGUCUCCGCCUUCCAGUCCUACGGAUCCUACCUCGCCGGAAAAAUCACCGAGACCCAGCGUCAGGACAUUGUCCGUAACUCUUGCCCCGGCGCCGGAGCCUGCGGUGGAAUGUACACCGCCAACACCAUGGCAUCGGCUAUUGAGGCGAUGGGAAUGACCCUUCCUUACAGUUCAUCGACUCCCGCCGAGUACCCCGAGAAGCUUCAGGAGUGCUUGGAUGCCGGAAUGGCGAUCCGCCACUUGCUCGAGAACGACAUCAAGCCACGUGAUAUUAUGACUCGCCAGGCUUUCGAGAACGCCAUGGUUCUCACCAUGAUCUUGGGAGGCUCCACCAAUGCCGUCCUCCACUUGAUUGCCAUUGCCCGCUCCGUCGAUGUCAAGUUGACCAUCGACGACUUCCAGAGCGUCAGUUCCCGCAUCCCCCUUUUGGCCGACUUGAAGCCCUCUGGAAAGUAUGUCAUGGAGGACGUCCACCGUAUCGGAGGCACCCCCGCCAUCUUGAAGUACCUCCUCGAGGAGGGCUUGAUCGACGGAGACUGCUUGACCGUCACCGGAAAGACCAUGAGCGAAAACUUGAAGAACGUCCCUGGUCUGAUCGAGGGUCAGGAUGUCAUCUACCCCCUGACCAAGCCCAUCAAGCCCGAUGGUCACUUGUGCAUCCUCAAGGGUAACCUUGCCCCCCUCGGAUCGGUCGCCAAGAUCACCGGAAAGGAGGGUCUCUUCUUUGAGGGACCCGCCAACGUCUACGACCACGAGUCGGACAUGUUGCGCGGAUUGGAGAACGGCGAGAUCAAGAAGGGCCAGGUCAUCAUUAUCCGCUACUCCGGCCCCAAGGGAGGCCCCGGUAUGCCCGAGAUGUUGACCCCUACCUCUGCCAUUAUGGGCGCUGGACUCGGAAAUGACGUUGCUCUCUUGACCGAUGGUCGCUUCUCUGGAGGAUCCCACGGAUUCAUCAUUGGUCACAUCACGCCCGAGGCCCAGGAGGGAGGCCCCAUUGGUUUGAUCAAUAACGGCGAUAUUAUCACCAUCGAUGCUGACAACAAGACCAUCGAUGUCAAGGUCACCGACGAGGAGAUGACGGCAAGACGGGCCGUCUGGGUUGCACCCCCAUACAAGGCCACCCGCGGCACCCUUUACAAGUACAUCAAAAACGUCAAGAACGCCAGUGAGGGAUGUGUUACCGACGAGUAA
Linnemannia hyalina is the source of this 1809-nucleotide messenger RNA. The record is from the annotation of a GenBank genome assembly. NCBI's taxonomy places the organism in Eukaryota, Fungi, Mortierellomycota, Mortierellomycetes, Mortierellales, Mortierellaceae.